AAUCGUAUUAGAAACAAACAAAAAAUAGGGUUCGCAAAAUUUUCAACUCCUCGAAUAUUAUUUUGUUAAUUACCUGGAUUCAGAAAUCACCUUAAUUGGGGAAUUGGAAGAAAAAUGUCUACAACUUUCGAUAAGUGUCUGCAGAAUAUUGUCAUGCAAAUGAAGGUAACUCCGAAGGAGCACAAGGACUUUCUCUAUGACUCGGCCUAUAUCGCUGGCUGGAUAAAUACAGCACUCAAGCAGCGUCGCUCAAUGCUCGCUGGCAGUUUCAGCAAUUUGUCAGCUACUGCAACCUAUAUAAGCGGAAGUAAGGUCGAUUUGCCCGCCAACUUCAAUUGCUAUCUGCUGUUGGAUCUGCGUUUUCCGUUCUACACGGAAAUCAAAAACGACGACUGCAUCUAUUUGCACUCGGUGUUCAAGGAGCAGGUUGUUGGGGAUUCUUUGAUCUCCGCCGUUUAUUUACAGACCCAUUUACGCAAUGAUUUAAGUAAUUUGCUGAGGCCACAGCCCAAGAUUACAUGCAAGGGUGGUUCUGGACGUAGCUACCAAUUGUGCUAUCACACAUCUUUAUAUCCGGUCAGUUCCCACACCAUUAUCGCCACCCAGCUGAAGGCGAAGUGCAGUACGAGCAUAGUGUUCGACUUCCUCGUGGCUAUCAAGUUGCCUAUAGAAAAGUUUCCGAAGCCGGCCUCUGUGGCUAUGCCUGACUCCAUGAUCGAUUCGGAGCUGAGCUACUGGGUGGCGCUGCCUGUGCCGCACUUCGAUGUCAACUACAAUGGCCACAGCUAUAUGGGCAGAAGUCACGUCUGGCAGAAGGCAACUCCGGGGCAACGUCAACGCUGGUGCCUGGUGGUGCGAAUGUUCUACAUGAUGAGUUCUGGCAAUGGCACUCUGAACACCAUCGGGAUUCAUUCCCUGAAGCACACCUGCGUUAAUCUCUGUGAGAAGUUUGGCAUUGAGAAGGCAGAUCGGCCAAUCGGUCUGAAACUAAUGGACAUGAUGAUUACUCACGGGGCACGGAAGCUGCGUGAAAAAAAAAUUGCCAGCCGAACCGGACAAAUUGUGAAUCUAGAAACUCAUCCUGCUCUGGCCACCGACUGUUCCAAAAUGGAUGCAUUGCUCUCGAAAAUGAAGGCCAAGAUGACGAGCAAAGAAGCCUGUGAUAUGGAAUCCCUAUCCGAGAUGUUUGGGCUGUCAAAGAAAAAAAAGUCGAACUGGCUCUAAUGCAGUCCGAAAUUUUCAAGAAACUGCAUAUUAAAAA
Drosophila arizonae is the source of this 1261-nucleotide messenger RNA. RefSeq lists its product as uncharacterized. The record is from RefSeq and is a predicted model, not a curated record. NCBI's taxonomy places the organism in Eukaryota, Metazoa, Arthropoda, Insecta, Diptera, Drosophilidae.